Molecule: messenger RNA, 1047 nt
Organism: Penicillium daleae
Lineage: Eukaryota; Fungi; Ascomycota; Eurotiomycetes; Eurotiales; Aspergillaceae
Exons: 1
Coding region: 1-1047 (348 amino acids)
Source: RefSeq, a predicted model, not a curated record
AUGGCUGGGUCUCGUAGGAGUCCGGUGCUGAGAGACCCGAGGAGCGGCGAUCCAGACCGUGACCCCCGGGACAGGGACCGUCGCAGAGGUCGAGGAUCGAAUCGAGACCGGGGCAGAAGUCGCUAUCGUGAUCGAGGAGGCCGUCAGUCGCGGGCAAAUGACCGCCAUUUCGACUAUCCCAACAGGUCGCCACCACCACGCGCGUCCCGCUUCGGCCCUGACCCAUCUCACCCAUCGAAUGACUUCCCUCUGGACGGAUUUCCUCCUCGAGGUUCUCCCGGUCCUUCGUCCGGGUUCCGCGACUCUCGACGGUCAGACCAUGAUAACCCUCGACCUUCGUCAUCCAGUGACUUGAGGAACAUCCAUACAUCUAAGCCCGCGAGCAAGGAUACUCAAGGAUUCCGGCACGACGACUCACCAUUCGGGCCACCAUCUAAACGCAAAAGAACCCGCAGUCCAUCCCCUAGGGGUCAACGCCCUCCAUUCCCCCAACGUCGUUCAUCAUUUGCCAAAAAUGGAGACAAACGCGACUGGAGCCCCCAUCCAGGAGCCGGGCGCGCUUCCCAGGACGUGGUGCCCCUAGAGGGCGUUCUCCCAAUCGGGGUCGAGAUCGCCGGGGUAAAGACCGUCGUCGACCUGAUGUCCCACGAUCCGGCCACUCGAGAUCACCUGUCCGGGAUAGGGAAUCUCGUCUCUCACCUGAUCGACGACCUCGAUCACCUACCGAUGACUACAGCGACAGAGAUUCUCGAUACCGGUCCGUAUCUCGGCACUCUGCACGAUCGGCAGCAUCGAAGGCUUCCGCCUAUUCAUCCUACUCCAGAGGAGACGAGGGAAUGCACUCAAAUCGACCUAUCAAGGCUGUUGUCGACGAUCGUGGUCGUUCUCCUUCGCCUCCUGGACGGGUUUCGAGUCUCAAUGGCAGCAGCAGAGCUGUCCCUGGCGAGCGCCGAGCCAGCUUGCGAGACGCUUUUCCAAUGCUUGAAAUGCGUGCACCUGAUAUCCAUGACAAGCAGCAGCGGCGCCGGCCCGCACGGCCGAAUCUAG